AUGGCAUCCAAUGCUCCUCCAGGUGGAAAAAGUGACACGUCACGGAAACCACCUGUGAUAAAGAAUCCAUUGCUGAGCUCCCAGGUUACCGGACUGACGCUGGACGAUUUUGCGCCGGUUGCGGUGUUGUUGCCAGCUGCGCCGCUACCACCCGUCGUAAGGGAACCAUCGGAAUCAACAGCUCCAACGAAACCGGCCAUCUUUAGCUCGCAACAAACCGUGUCGGGCACUAUUCCGGAGCUACCACAGGAUACCGAUAGUUUCAGCGAAAUCGAUCUCACCGUAACAAACGAACCGCAAUCCUUCCCCCAGCCGCCCACGAUCGACUACAAUCCGUUGCAGGACCUGGAAGACACGGACGUAAGGGCAGGCGCCGGGCAGUUUGGAGACAACGGUGAGUCGUCGGCAGCAUCGUAUUUGCAGCAGACAUCGGCACUGACCGCCCAGUUUGCCGCACAAUUACCGAACGUCGCAUCAACGGUAUUCUCGACCUUCAGUCGUGUCAUCAAGGGCAACUCACCGGCCCCACCGUCAUCGUUAUCUGCGUCGUCGUACGCUAACGACCCAUCGGCGUACGGUUUGCAGGCGGAAUAUCAAAGUACGCAUAAUCCAUAUGAGCUACCAGCGGCGGGUACGUCGUUAGUGCCAUUAAUAAAUUCAUCCGCGUGCGACCCGCCAUCCUAUCCCCCAUCCGUGGUAGCACCGCACGAUUAUCAACUUUCGGGGCAGCAAUCAUCUGCAGAACUGCCACCUCCACCACCAACAUUCUACAAUCCGGAACAGGUGCCAUCGGCUACUACUGCGCUACCGCCUCCGACCGCACCCGGAUUAUCAAACACGUACCGUUUAGGUGGAAGCAAGAAGAAAACGUACGCUCACAUCCCCGGUCUAAGUUCCACCACCCAUACGGCUGGUUUAUCUGUACCAACGUCAUUACAAACUCCAACGGUACCACCUGUGACACUUCCGCCAGCGCAGUCACCGUCGCUAGCACCAACUGAUGUCGGGGGUUCUUUGUAUACUGAAUCUACCAAACUAACGGAAGCUAAUCACUCUGCGGAAGAACCUCCGAAAGGCAAACCUUCUCUUUUUAGCUACCUUCCUAGCAGCAUCCUUGAAAAACUUCCCAAACCUGGUUUCGGAAGUGAAAAAAAGGAGGAACCAUCGACGUUUACUGGUGGAAUAUCAAGUGGAUCAAUCGUUGAUCAAUUCGUCGAUGUGAGUGCUGCUCCGGUUAGAAUACCGGCAGAAGUGACACCGACAACAUUAGUAGCUCCACCAUCGUUGAAUAGUACAGUACAAGGAACAGCAUCGUCGUUCUUUACUCCACCACCGGUGGUCGAAUUUGUACCAAAUCCAGUUAUUUCACAGACUCAAGCUAGUUCCUUCUUUACAACACCCUCUUCGGAAGCAGGUAUUGACGCAUCGUCCUUUUCCACCGUAUCGCAACCAGCGGCAUUAACGCAGACAACACCACCACCACCAGUGUUUUUUUCACCAGCUCAAAUUCCAACGGUUCGCACAGCAUCGGGUCCAUCUUCUUCGAAAAACAAUCCAUACAGCUCAACGCGUCUCGCAGGGGGCGUUGGGCGUUACAAGAACCCACUCGCGCCGAUUGUGCCCUCCGUUGCUAGCUCGGUUUUUUUACCGAAUCAACCACCACCAUUAGCUGCUGGACAAUCGGGAGCACCCGGACAUUCGGACGAACCAGUCCGGUCACCGAUUGUGCCAUCAUCGGUUGCUCCUCCGAACAUUUUUACCCCACAAGCUGUUGCUUCGGCAGAGUUACCGAUAGCUCCGGUGUCUAUUUUUAAUCCCACUACACCUGUUCCAGUAGCAUCCGAUAAAUUGGAAGAACUUCAAAAACCCACUUUUGGUUGGGAAUCGAAAUUUCCAGAAAACAGCGUACAGCCCGUGCCGAUUCCAGUUUCUACGUACCAAGGAAUCGGAGAACAUCAGCAACCACAACAACAGUCACGUCCAGCUUACCAAGAAAUUGUUCCAAAUCAACAAUCGGAAAACUGUGGUUCAACGGUAAACAUCGAAGUUAAACCGGCCUCCCAGGUAUCGAUAUUUAAUCCGUCUGCUGCCCACCACGAACGCCAGGUAGAGCACAUUGACGGUACUUUAUUCGUUCAACAGUCUCUCACUGCAGCAGAGCCAUCCUGUAAUUUACCAGAAAGUACUCCUCUCGCGGCAACAACUGCAACCUUUUCAAGUUUCCCGCCAAUUUCUGCUUCAUUAGCUGUUGAAUCAGUGCAAAAACAAUUCGAUACUUUGGACAUUGGAACCUCGGCAAUUGAAGCGGUUUCCUCCAUAACAUCCACAUUAGGAAAUACUACAAUCUUCCCAAAGCCGCUCUUAGGAACAGACCCAUCUCAGUCGAUCGCUAGCUCCAUCUGCAAACCUAUCGUCGAUAGUCGUUCUAAAUCGAGCGAAAACGUUCUCUCGCCUCCACCAAGACCGAACUCCAAUUUGAGCGAACCGUCGACAAUCUUUCCCGGUUCCGUGCCACCUGCAGACAUUUUCUUGCCGGAACUCUCCGGAUCCGGUGCAAGCUUGGUGCAGAAACGCACCCCGGAAGAAGAAAAAUUUGUUGCAGUAUCCCCACAAGACACUAACGGCAAUAAUUUGUCCAAUUUCUUUGCUAAUAGCACUAUACAAACACGUGUUACCGCCGAAAAUCUGUUUGAAGAAACGCAAACGAACGCUAAUUCGAUAUUUCCCGCGCAAGCACAGUAUCAGCAGACAAAAAAGACGGUAUUUUCAACACCUGAGCCAACACCUGCUAUAAACCCGGUUGAUUUUUUCAACAGUAAUACUAUUGUAUCGGAAGAAGCCGUCGUUGAAGAGAAUUCUGUCAAAACGGGUCAGACGAUUUCAUCUGUACCGCUUUUUAACUUUUUUGGUCGUGCCGCAGAUCCUCCAGUUGUUGUGGCACCGAUUGCCGUGCUAGCACCGGUAGAAAAGACGACAAUUCCACAAGUUUUGUUAGCGCCAACGGAAGGUAAUCCACAGGAUACAAUAAAGCAGGCUACUGCUGCAUCACCAUCUUCCGUAUCGAACGUUAGCAGUUUUAGCAACUUGAACGAUCGUUACGAAGAGGAAGGUGAACAGGAAGCGGCACGUAUUGAAAACGCUUCCAACGAACCGAUAUUCAGCAGCGAUAAUUUGUUCGAUUUCAAAUCGUCCGCAUAUCAGGACGGGGGACUAUACUCGCGAGACACCGGGCGCACUUACGACACGUACGACGGAAACAGUAGCAUGGCAGCGAUGGCCACAACGAGCGUCGGUGCACAGGAUGCCACGACCACCAACACGGGCACAUCGAUUGCCGAAUCGAGCACCACCAAUAUCGCGUACCGUCCGACAUAUAACCACUGGUUCUACCGGCGUGAAGUGGAAGGCAAGAGUGUGUGGUCUCCAUUCACUAUGGCUGAUUCAAUGGCGCUCGAAGAUGGGUUGACGAUCCUGCAGGCAAGAGGAGAAACCGAAGUGGAAAACGACAGCAAUCCGCCGGUGAUUGUACAUACCGAUGGUGGACGGUACGAUGUAUCGAUCAAAGAUCGUACUCGUACACCUGUAUAUUGGAAAGGGCCAGCGAACGAGGUACGGCGAUGUUCCUGGUUCUACAAAACCGUCGAUUCGCGGUUUGUACCGUACGAGGAGGAGGUCGCCGAUCUGCUCGAACGGGAGUACAAGGAAGCGGCCACUUCGGGCGAAUGGCAUCGGCGGGUUACGAUCCCCAAUGGUGAAACGGUCGUGUUUCACGGGCCGUCCGUCAUCGUGCACUUCCUGCAAACACAAAACCCCGAUACAUGGGGCGGUGGCAGCUCACCGGUACCCUCUACCACGAAUCGACCCCGGGUGGUGAAGCGUGGCAUCGACGAGUUUAACAUUGACGACGAUGAACCAGAAAAGAUCGAUCAUUUGCUGUUCAUGGUGCACGGUAUCGGUGAGGCAUGUGAUUUACGGUUCCGGCGCGUUGAGGAAGUAGUUGACGAGUUCCGAAGCAUUUCGGCCCAACUUGUCCAAAGUCACUAUCGUUCGUCGUUUGAUCGGGGCGAUGUUGGCCGUGUCGAGAUCCUACCCAUCUCCUGGCACGAUGAUUUACAUUCGGAGGAGUCUGGUGUCGAUGAAAAGUUAAAGUCGAUAACUCUCCCCUCGAUUCCGAAGCUGCGUCACUUUACCAACGAUACGCUGCUGGAUGUUCUGUUUUACACCAGCCCAAUGUUUUGCCAAAGCAUUAUAGACGCGGUGGGAAAAUCAUUGAACCGAUUGUAUGCACUUUUCUGCCAGCGUAAUCCCUCGUUCAACGGACGCGUUUCGUUGGCAGGCCAUUCUCUUGGGUCGUUGAUUCUUUUCGAUCUGCUGUGCCACCAAAAGAGAGCCGAACAGAAACAACCGAGCGAGCCGGAAAAUUCGGAGAAUCCUGAUGAUGAUGCAGUGUCACCGUUAACACCACACCAUGCCGUGGCCAAACAUCGACCACUGGUGCGCAAGUGCUCUCAGCAAAUCAACUAUGAAGUUGGCCCUGCCGGUACAGGUCAGCCGUACAUAACAUAUCCGCAGUUAAUGUUCCAACCAAAAAUGUUCUUUGCCCUCGGGUCACCGAUCGGCAUGUUUGUGACGAUACGCGGUAUAGAUGCAUUGGGGCUAGACUUUAAGCUACCGACGUGCGACGGGUUCUUCAACAUCUUCCAUCCGUACGAUCCAGUGGCAUAUCGCAUCGAAGCACUUGUCAAUCCCGAACUGAGCACCUUGGCUCCCGUCCUUAUACCACACCACAAGGGCCGCAAACGGAUGCACUUGGAGCUCAAGGAAACCGUACUCCGAGUGGGCAAUGAUUUACGGCAGCGCGUUACGGACGUGUUCCGCAAUACGUUGGACACGGUAUAUGCGCUCACAGCGAUGGGUUCAAAGCCCGAUUCAAAAGCGAUAGAGAAAGAAGUAGAUAAGGUGCUACAGGAUCAGCUGAAAUUUGAAACGACGGGAUCGACGUCCAACCUGUCCGGAACGAGCGAUAUCGAUAGUGGAGAAACGACCCUACCACUCGGAAAGCUAAACCAAACCCGGCGUGUCGAUUAUGUUCUGCAGGAGGCACCGUUUGAAUUUAUCAACGAGUACCUGUUUGCGUUGACUAGUCACGUGUGCUACUGGGACUCUGAGGAUACAAUGCUGUUUCUGAUGAAGGAAAUCUACAGUAGUCUUGGCGUGCAGACGGAUCAUCAAGUGCCACAGCAGACAAUGACUAUCGAGCGUCCUCUCGCAGCCACCAGUCCUGUCGCACCCGUUUCGAAUUGUACUUUAAGUAGCAAUUACAAUCUUUUCCCACAGGAGGGUUCCGAAAAUCGGCUAUAG
This is a messenger RNA of Anopheles marshallii, 5361 nucleotides long. RefSeq lists its product as uncharacterized. NCBI's taxonomy places the organism in Eukaryota, Metazoa, Arthropoda, Insecta, Diptera, Culicidae. The transcript has 4 exons. The record is from RefSeq and is a predicted model, not a curated record. Gene Ontology annotation, molecular function: metal ion binding. Gene Ontology annotation, cellular component: COPII-coated ER to Golgi transport vesicle. The coding region runs from base 1 to 5361 and encodes 1786 amino acids.